Messenger RNA from Dermacentor silvarum, 4160 nucleotides. It is a transcript of the gene cN-IIIB, whose product is annotated as cytosolic 5'-nucleotidase 3. The record is from RefSeq and is a predicted model, not a curated record. Lineage: Eukaryota; Metazoa; Arthropoda; Arachnida; Ixodida; Ixodidae. Gene Ontology annotation, cellular component: cytoplasm. The transcript has 8 exons. Bases 235 to 1221 code for a protein of 328 amino acids. Gene Ontology annotation, molecular function: magnesium ion binding; 5'-nucleotidase activity.
UCUCGGGGGUCACACUGAAUGGCAGGAAGCCGCUGCAUCCGCGCAAAAUUAGCUUCGCACAGGCACCGGCACGGCACAGGGCACAAGUGACCGAAAGCGGCGAAGUCCACGGUGGCACCAGACACAGAAGAAAAAGAUUCAACGAGCACGUCGCCACGGUCGUCACCACGUUACUCUGUAUUCACUAGGCAAUUCCAAAAGUUACUGCCUGCGUGGUGGAAGCCAAGCGAGGACAUGUCGCGGAAAACUGUCGUGAUGUGGACAGCAUUAGGUAUCGGCACUGUCGUCGUGGUUUCCUUUGCUACAACAGCACUUUUACGGAAGCGAAAGAGAGCGAAGGCGAAGCGAGUGAUAGACACGGUAUUGGAACUCCAGAAGCCCUGUGUACGAAUGAAAGACCCUGAGCGUGUUGAAGAACUUGUCUGCAAAUUGAUUAAAGGGGGCCCAAAGAAACUCCAGGUUGUUACAGAUUUCGACAACACAAUUUCGAGGUCACAUUUCAAUGGAAAACCUUGCUGUUCAACUCAUGGAGUUCUUGAAUCCAGUCGAAUCAUCAACGAGGAGUACCGCCUACAGGCGCAGAAAUUGCACGACAAGUACUACCCAAUCGAAAUUAAUCCUCAUAUUUCGACAGAGGAGAAAAUACCUCAAAUGGUGGAAUGGUACUCGCGGUCGCACGCCAUUUUAGUCAGCUGCGGCAUGAAGAAGCAUGAUUUUCCUAAGCUUGUGGCAGACUCAUCGAUUAUGUUGAGGGAUGGCUGCGAGUCAUUUUUUGAGAUGCUGCACGAGCACCAGAUACCCACUCUGGUGUUUUCUGCUGGCCUUGGUGACAUUUUGGAAGAAGCAUUGAGGCAUUUCCAGUGCCACUUUCCCAACCUGAAGUUCAUCUCCAAUUACAUGCAGUUUGAUGAAGAGGGCAACAUCGUUGGCUUUAAGGGUGAGCUGAUUCACAUGUACAACAAGAACCGGAGCCAUGUGAGCAGUCCCGAGUACUACCAGGCAGUGAAGGAGAAGACCAGCAUCCUUCUCUUAGGAGACUCUCUUGGUGACCUUGACAUGCUUGCUGGUAGUCAGCUGCAGGAAGUGGUUCUUCGCAUUGGCUUCCUUAACAGCAGAAUUGAAGAACGCCUUCCACAAUAUUUAAAUAGUUUCGACAUUGUACUUCUCGACGAUCAAACGAUGGAUGUUGUAAAUGGAAUACUAAGAAAGAUUAUCUACUAGCACAAUAUCUCCAGACAAGAGCAAGACAGCUGCAAAGGGCUGCUACUCUUUUCUCAGCGUGGUGUCAGGCAGAGGGAAAGUGCUUCUGAAGAGGCUUCAACAGCAGAACAUGAAACAAGUUUGAAAAAUGCAUGCAACAGUAAUUCAAAAAACACAUGAAUUGUCAUCUGUGGUAGCUGCUGCCAGCACAGUGCAUGUGAACCAUGCAUUGCACCUGUGGUGAAGAGCUGUGAACGUAAAUGGUCACACUGUGUGGCAAAACUUUAUACUGUGGCUCUUCCACACCAUGUUUCAGUUUCAUAACUUGAUUUGUCAUCACAUUUUUGCAAGCUGCACUUGUUGUUAACACCAAAUUUAAGUUAGUUUGGCAAUUUCUUUGGAACUCUUGUAAAUUAUUUGCUUAGUCUGUGUAAGCCUGGUGAGACCUUCCCAUUCCCCCUUUAUUCUGAGCACAAGUGCGUUGGCCGUCUAGUCCCACAUUUUAUGAGCUUGCAUCAAACUUUCUAAUGGGCGUGCAACUGAGCAUGUUGUUUCUGAUCCUUUUUAAAUCUUUUAGGCUACUUACAUCUUUUAGUAUUCAUACCGCACAUUUCUUUGCUAGAAUGGAUGCUCCUUUAUGACUGCCUAUAUAUUAUGUUGCAAGAAAGAAAUCUGGUGGAGCUGCAUUUUCCACUGUCUGCCCGCUACAGCAGUGAAACUUGUGGAUGCAAGUACUAGCAAGUCUUGGUGUAUGUUAUUGUGCUUUUAUAGUAGGAACGCACAAAGUUUGUCUGUUCUUUUCCAUUCAUUUAAAAUUAUAGGGUUUUACGUGCCAAAACCAGUUCUGAUUAUGAGGCACGCCGUAGUGGGGGACUCCAGAAAUUUGGACCACCUGGGGUUCUUUAACGUGCACCUACUAAAUCUAGGUACACGGGUGUUUUCGCAUUUCGCCCCCAUCGAAAUGCGGCCGCCGUGCUUUUCCAUUCAUGAGUGCUGGGUUUUAUUAAGGCUGUUUAUGCUGGGUUUUAUUAAGACUGUUUUGGUGCCAGGUGGUAUUUUCUGCCUCAUGCAUUUUAUAGAGUGUUUUACAAACUCUGUUGAGGCACGUGGUGAAAGAUGUUUUGUUCCACAGAUUUUUAUUGUUUGGUCAAAUGUUCUAAAUUUGAAAAAUCUCCAAAAGAAGCUUCAUAUCAGCUACAUCAUUCACAGCUUUCUCUGUGAAUGAGACUUGGUACUGUAUCCUUGCACAUAUAUGUUCAUGUGCAGUCAUUUACCUUUGAGUUGUACUGUCUAUUGCAAGACCAGGUUCAUGUAUGUUUCUUCAUGCACAAGGAAGCAUAACAAUAAUUUGCACCUGCCACGGUGGCUCAGUCAGCUACGGCGUUGCGCUGCUGAGCACGAGAUCGCGGGAUCAAAUCCCUGCCGCCACGGCCGUAUUUCGAUGGAGGCGAAAUGCAAAAAACGCCCGUGUGCUUGCGUUGUAGUGCACGUUAAAGAACCCCAGGCGGUCAAAAUUAAUCCGGAGCCCUCCACUACAGCGUGCCUCAUAAUCAGAACUGGUUUUGGCACAUAAAACUCCAGAAAGAAGAAAAACAAUAAUUUGCAAAGAUAUCUGCGGCAGCUAUGUGGCAGCACUGCAGAACAGUGCAAGGAGCAUCUGCUGAGACUUCAUUGAAAAGGAAAAGUUGUCCUCUUUAUAGACUGUGAGCCCAGUAUAGGAUAAAGCCCAAUCAAUUGCACAGUGUACGACCAUGGCUGCCUGACUUCACUGUGAAGAGUGGAAAGCAGGUUAUUCACAUUAUGUUCUACCGCACCUUCAUGACCUGCCAUGUCAAGCUUAUGCUGGAGCACACUCCUAGAAUGAAAAAUGGUGUCCGUCUGUAUUGGAUGAUAUGGAGCUACAGCAUUUUUGAUACAGCAUUUUUGAUAUGGAGCUACAGCAGUUAUGCCUACCACGCACAAAUGUUCUUAUGGUACUCUCACUUUCUUUUGUUUAGUGCUAUGGCAAUACAACCUUGGACACACUUCAGCCUGCUCCAUGUCCAAUGCACAUGCUGUAUACAUUAUUGAGAAGCUGUUGAAUGUUUUACCGACUAUUCGUAGUGAACCUUUUUUUCCCUGAACUGCAUUUCAAGAUGUUGCGGCAUGCUACUAAUGAGUGUGCAAGAGACCGCAUGCUAUUUUGCUUCAUCUUUAUUUUGUGCUUGCAGCACAGUCGACAGGUACCGUCGGCAUGCUAAUGUACUGCAUAUUAGCAUGUCCAUUUCUGAUCGCUUUUUUCCCUUGUGUUACCUGUGUUUCAUUGCCUUUGUUAAUGUUGUUAAUGUUUUUUAAAAGCUUUGACAACUGAAAUUAAGGUCAGUGUUCUUAAAGCCAAUUGGAAAAUGCCGCUAAGUAUGUAGCAAUUUAUUUGAAAACUUUUGGUGGAGUUCAAUCUGUCAAGCAUUUUGGAAACUGUCACUGAGUGUGACAGCAAUGGAGCAUUACAAUACUGUGACAAGCUGUGCCUACUGCAUCUGGAGUGCGAACGAAACUUGCAACACUGCUCAUGACACAUCUGCCAUGUUGCACUGAUAUUGGAGUUUUAUCCAGAUGUCGCAUGAUGGCAAUGCCACACAUCAAGAAAGGAAUAAAGUGGUAAUAGAAAGAAGUGAAAUAUUUUUGUGCUUGAAAAUGUAAUGCAUAUUACUACAGCUGAGCCACCUAGAAUGUGCAACUAGGUGGUACUCAAGUAUUGAAAGCUAUAACUGAAGGUUUUCUAGCUAACUUGUUAUCAUAAAUCUUGUUAUCAUAAAUCUACCAUUUUUUUAACCAUUUGUAUUAUGAUGGGCUCUGCCAAAAUAAAUGGAAACAUGUUAAUUUGAACCAUAAAUUGCUGAGACAUACUGAUUGUGCUUGUUGGUCCGUUUAGUUCUGCACCAAGUGAUUUGCACUGAUGCUGUAAGUGCUGCACAGUUUAG